Pseudophryne corroboree (corroboree frog) is the source of this 4083-nucleotide messenger RNA. RefSeq names its product NLR family CARD domain containing 3 (gene NLRC3). Gene Ontology annotation, biological process: intracellular signal transduction. Bases 598 to 3813 code for a protein of 1071 amino acids. Gene Ontology annotation, molecular function: protein binding. NCBI's taxonomy places the organism in Eukaryota, Metazoa, Chordata, Amphibia, Anura, Myobatrachidae. The record is from RefSeq and is a predicted model, not a curated record. The transcript has 20 exons.
UGAGAUGCUGAGAUCAGUGGAUCAGACCAGACGUAGAGUGCAGACGCAGGACAUAGAGGGGACACCGGAGGGAAAGGAGCAGAGCAGUUGGGGUGGAUAAGUGCUGAAACACCCAGUAGCUGUUCACAUUUAAAGGGCAGCUAAGGCCAGGGAGAGACACAAGCAGACGCAGGAGAGAUGCGGUUAAUAUGGAAGAUUUGACCAAUUCCAAGCAAUUCGAUUAGAAACGUCAAUUUAGAGACAUCAUUGUGACCAACAUAGGAACAUAACAAGGACGGCGAACAAAGACAAGAGGAUAUCAUUAUUAUAGCAGCGGAGAAAGCAACUCACCUGCCUCCCAGUUAUCUAUUCUGCUCAAUCUAUUUGUCACCUAGGGUUCUGCCUUUGGAGGAACCAACAUCAGUUGGACCACACUUGUAUGCUCGUUUGUAAAGAACAGCCAGAGAGGAUAAGGGAAAACUAGGACAACGCAUGUGAAGACAUCAGCAGAUGUGGAUGAUCUCAGAGGUAGGUCUGCCACCAGCCAAAACCUAGAGAUGACAUGGACGUUGAACAAGUUAAGAAUACUUGGACCCCAUUAUCUUUUAAAACAAUGAUAUGGAAGGUCUAUGGAUUCUAAGGUACAGGAGACAGCUCACAUCCAGUGCCUGUCUGGAAUCCCUCCAGGAGAUCAUGAUGAAGCUGCAGGAGCUUCAGAUGUUGAAUGUGGAGGAGGUCCAACGUCUUCAGAAAUUAACCUCAUUGCCUAAGUGGGCAGAGACCCUGAUGGACAUACUAGGUGGGAAGGGCAAGUGGUACCUUCAAGGGCUCCAGAACUGCAUAGAGAACAGCGGUACCUGUCUAUACCUGCGCAUGCGCCACUAUGAUCCACUGGUUAAGAAGUUUUUGGACAAUGUGGAAUACAUGGAUCAUCAUUCACUCUUGACACAGUUAGACUCCCUGAAACUGCUGGAAGGCUUCACCGAUGCACAGCUUCAAGAACAUGAUAUUGUUCAGCUGGAGCUAGGGCAGGGUGGGAGAGGAAACCCCAAGAAGUUGCCACUGGAAAAGCUAUUAAUGCCACUGUCAAAAGUCUGCCUCCCCCCACGUAUCAAUGUCACUGUGGGAGUGGCCGGGGUUGGUAAAAGCACACUGGUGAGACUGUUUGUGGAAAAAUGGGCACGGGGAGAUUUGUGCACAAACAUUACCUCUGUGCUGGCUUUGAAUCUCUGGGAGUUGAAUAUUUAUGACCGUCUCUCUGCGGAGAAGUUGGUACGCAUCGCCUACCCAUGUUGUUCUGUUCCACCUCCAAGCUCUCUCCUUAUUUUGGAUGGCUUGGACGAGUUACGGGCCCCCCUGGAUUUCUCAGAGUCUGCGGCCAGCACUGACCCCCAGAAAGAACUUCCUCCUGAGUGUCUCAUUACUAAUAUUCUGCGGGGCAACCUACUUCCAGACGUCUGCGUGUGGAUUACAUCCAGGCCGGGAGCAGCUGCUAGGAUUCCUGCAGGGCUUGUAGAUCGGAUGACAGAGAUAACUGGACUAGAGUCAAAUGAAAUGAAAGUGUUUUUGGAUCAGCUGCUACAUGACACCAAUGGUACAGUGGAGAGGAUCUGGAAUCAUCUACAGUGUCAUCAUUCUUUGAAGGCCUUAUGUAUAGUUCCCACUUUGUGCCACAUUAUAGGGGUUUCUCUUGGGUUUGCUCUGCAUGCCCAAGACUCCACUAAUCAGCUUCUACCAGAGACAUUGUCAACCAUCUUUGCUUGGUAUUUGAAAGCCCAGUUUUAUGACUUGGAGGUAAUAGAACAACCAAGUAGUGCCAGGCGAACAGUAGGCAACCUAGGAAAGCUGGCAUUCCAAGGAUUGGUUCGGAAACGUUCAGUUUUCUAUGAGUCAGAUUUGAAAUCUUGUGGGAUUGAGACCCCGAUAAUACCUGGAAGCCUUUGUUCCCGACUGCUGCUUGCCCAGCAUUCCCCCUCAUGCCCAGCUUUCUGCUUCUCCCAUAUUUUGCUGCAGGAGUUCCUAGGCGCUGUCCACUACUACUUUGCUGCCAAACGUGCAAUCUUUGACUUGUUUGCAGAUGGUGGAGUUUCCUGGCCCAAGUUGGGCUUUCUCAACCACUAUAAAAGUGCAACGCAACGUGUUUUACAGGCUGAUGGAGUGCAGCUGUCCAUCUUCCUCCGCUUCCUCUCAGGACUUCUGUCACCACAGGUUCUGCGUAUAUUAGCCGGAUGUCUUCCAAGUAAGGAGGAGCCAAACAGCUACCAUGGACAAGCAGUUGACUACUUACAGAGCUUGCUCAGUGUAGGAAAGACCAUCUCAUGUGAAAUGGUUAACUUGGUGUGCUGCCUGCAUGAGAUGGGACACACAGAGUUGAUCCGCACAGUUGAAGAGUCUAUGAACAGUGGAACGCUUGGUGGAAAGUUGAACCCACUGACAUGUUCUGCUCUUGCUUACUUGCUGCGAACAUCAGACAGCUGUGUUCAAGACAUAAAUUUAUCCCAGUGCCUGAAUUACAACCUCGUAAAGAACUUCCUACCGCAGCUACAAUACUGUACCAACUUAAGGAUGGAGAAUAACAACUUUAAAGACGAUGUGAUGGAACUAUUAGCCAGCAUCCUGUGCUCUAAGGACUGUACCAUCCAGAGGAUCAGCCUUGCAGAGAACCAGCUGAGUAACCGCGGUGUGAAGGUGCUGGGAAGAGCCCUGAUGGUGAACCGCACUCUCUCCUCUAUCGACCUCCAUGGAAACGCCAUUGGACCCAGUGGUGCCAGGGCCUUGGCUGAGGCUCUGCGGAACAAUCAAGUGCUACUGAGCCUAAAUUUACAGAACAAUCAUAUUAAAUCGGAGGGGGCGCAGUAUCUGGCUAAGUCUCUACUGCUGAAUCGCCACCUGAAGGCCCUGAACCUCAAGAAGAACAGCAUUGGGGUGGAGGGAACAAAGAGCCUGGCAGCGAGUCUGAAAGAGAACCAAGUACUACAGGACCUGUGGUUAUCAAGCAAUAGUCUGGGGGACUUAGGAGCUGCAGCCCUAGCUGAAGCACUCAUCACAAAUUCAAGUUUAAGCACCCUCGAUCUGCAGAGUAAUUCCAUCAGCAACCAUGGACUGAAAUGCUUGACCUAUGGCUUGAGUAAGAAUCACAGCCUGAAAAACCUUAUCCUACGAGAGAAUUCCAUCAGCAUUGAGGGUGCCCAGGCUCUGGCACAGUCACUCCCGAAAUACACCACUCUGGCACACUUGGACCUGACUGCAAAUCUGCUACACGACGACGGGGUGGAGGCUCUCGCGGAAGCGCUGAGAGAGAACCGGAGCCUGGAGUCUCUACAUCUCCAGUGGAAUUUGCUGCUUGUGGGAUCAGCCCGCUCCCUUGCAGGUGCUCUGCGGGUAAACCAGUGUCUACGUUGUUUAGAUUUGCAGGAAAAUGCCAUCGGAGAUGAGGGUGUGUGUGAGCUAUCUAAUGCCCUGCAGGAGAACUCUACCCUCUCCGCUCUCUAUCUGCAGGGAGCAUCUAUUGGACAUUCUGGGGCGCAGUCGCUUGCAGAGGCUUUAAAGCUGAACAAGAGCCUCACAACUCUCGAUCUACGAGGGAACAACAUUGGUCUUAGAGGAGCCAAAGCUUUGGCUGGUGCACUGAGAGUUAACAGUACUCUGCAGACUCUGAAUUUACAAGAAAACUCCAUUGGUCUGGAUGGUGCUAUCUGUUUGGCCAAUGCUAUCUCUGGGAACUGCUCUCUCCUCUCCCUCAGUUUGCAGGGGAACCACAUCGGUCAGUCUGGAGCCAAAGUGAUUUCCGAUACCCUGAGGACCGACGCUCCACGCUGCAAAGUAAACAUCUGAGGCCUGUAUGAACCACUGUGAGAGUACAGCAGCUGGAUGAUACUACUACGGUCAUUCUGAGCACAGAGCAUUCAUCAGGCAGAGAGAAGGAAAUCACAGGCUGUAGCUGACACCAAAGACUGUAAGAUGAAAGUCGGCUUGCACCUUGGUCUGGCAAUCCCUUAAUAAGAAACAAAAUCAAAAUCAGCAGAAUAAAUAAAAUAAGUUUUUUUUUUUUAUAUACUUUUUCUCUUUAAAAUUGAUACCGACUUUGUUAUAGUAAAUUAUUUC